Parathielavia appendiculata is the source of this 696-nucleotide messenger RNA. RefSeq lists its product as uncharacterized. The transcript has 7 exons. The record is from RefSeq and is a predicted model, not a curated record. Bases 1 to 696 code for a protein of 231 amino acids. NCBI's taxonomy places the organism in Eukaryota, Fungi, Ascomycota, Sordariomycetes, Sordariales, Chaetomiaceae.
AUGAGAGGCCUGCGUGAAACUCGGCUAAGCUGGAGUUCCGCCGACAACGCCGUGACCCAUCGAACGGCAAGGCAGACAUCCCGCAUCAACCAUAGCCAAUUUCGAGUCAACAACUACAGGAGAUUCCAGGUCUCCCAACCAGGCCUCCGAACCAGGCCUCCGAACCAGGCCUCCGAACCAGGCCUCCCAACCAACCGUUUGGCCCCCCGGCCGGUUCUUGGGCCGGCCUCUUCGGGCGGCCCGCCAAUGUGCAUGUGCCAGGACUGCGGCCGCCUGCCGCGAGGCCAUGCCGCGGGCGGCCGAUCAAAGGACAUAGGGGUCACCCGGCGGAUGGGAUGGAGUUGCAAGCGGCACGGCUGCUAUUCGCGGGGCACACGGCACGAACGGGCUCUUGGCCCAGCCUUGGGUCGCCGUGGCAAUUCUGACGAGCCCGGCACUGUCUCGACUAUCCUGAUGAUUCGAAGGCGACCUGCCGCGGUAGACUCCCGGCGUCUGUUUGCGGCACAGAACGACCAAUGGACGGAGGAGACGAACGACGCUGGGAGUGGUGGCCGCCGAGUUUCGGCUCAGGUCAGCACAUACCUUUCACGGAGAGGCUUGACGCGUGGUCUCGGCUUGCGCAUGGACCGCGUCGAACUUCGUCCAGUGGUUCCUACGAGACAGAAACCCGGGAUGCGGAGGGCAGGCGGGGGAUGA